CUACAAGCCAAUACAGCAGUCCAUGGACUGUCCGUUGGCGAGGACCUAAAGAACAUUUCUACAACAUUGGGCGCUGAGAACUGAAGAGUUGAUUAAAGAAAGUUCUUGGUCUGACUUCGGAUUUUUGGACAGUUCUAUUUCCUCAACAUCAAAACGCACGUGUUUUGUUUUGUUUUUUGUUGACCGGAUUGAGCUUCAUGAGCGCUAUAGCUCACCUCGAGCCUUGACGACGCGGUGCGCACCGGACGAAUUUCUUUCUUUUUCUCUCUCUCUCUUUUCUUUCCUGACGCGCGCGCGUUGCCUGUUUCUCUGCAGUACGAGCAGAUCACAACGCGUCUCGGCGCGUGCCCAUGCGGACGCCGCGGAUUGGCUCCGAGCGUCUCGGCGGCGGCGGUUCGCGUGCGUCCGGUUCUCGUGAACGGCUCGCGUCCGCGCCGCUGACAUGCAGUCCUUAAUCUCACCGGUGACCAAAGCGAUCUUGGUUGCCUUGUUCAUCUUCGCCAUCUUGCUUAUCCUCUACGUUAUCCUGUGGUACAUAUGUCGUGACGUGGACUGCGACCACGGCAUCUGAUCGGCAUCCUUAUUUUUCUGGAGGACGCGAGCCGCCGUGGGAACGGGGAUGACCCCGCCGUGUUUUGCCCAGGCAGAAUGGGAGGGUUGCCAUAGUGACGGGAGGAGCCAGAGGAAUGGGCUAUGAAACAUCUCGACACCUGGCGAGCCUGGGCACGCAUGUGGUCAUCGCUGGAAAUGAAGAGGAGGAGGGUCUCAUAGCGGUGAAGAAAAUCCAGAAGGAGAGUGGACACAGAAAAGUGGAGUUCAUGUGCCUGGACUUGGCCUCCUUGCAGUCCGUGCGACAGUUUGUGCAGAGAUUUAAAGCCAAGGGACUGCCUCUACAUAUUCUCGUCAAUAACGCUGGUGUUAUGCUGGUCCCAGAAAGGAAGACCGAGGAUGGAUUUGAGUUGCACUUUGGACUGAACUAUUUGGGCCACUUCUUGUUGACCAACUUGCUGCUUGACAUGCUGAGAGAUUCUGGGCAGAGCAGGAGGUUCUCCCGCAUCGUCACAGUGUCCUCAGCCACUCACUAUGGAGGAAGACUUGAUCUAAAUGACCUGCAGGGCAGGUCAUAUUACAGUUCCCAUGGUGCAUACUCACAGAGUAAACUGGCACUGGUGCUUUUCACCUACAACCUGCAGGAGCGGCUGUGGGCUCGAGGUGAUCCGGUAACGGCCAACGCCGUGGACCCUGGCAUGGUGGACACAGACUUGUACCAGAACCUGUGUUCUCCUGCUCAGCUUGCCAAAAAACCUGUGGCUAAAAUGCUCUUCAGGACCCCGGCCGAAGGAGCAUCCACGACCGUGUACGCAGCCGUCGCGUCUGAGCUGGAGGGAGUCGGCGGCCUGUACCUGUACAACGGCCAGAAGAAGAUCUCCUCUGCGAGCUCCUACGAUAAGCGGCUGCAGGAAAAGCUGUGGACCAAGAGCUGUGCCAUGGUGGGGCUUCAGGAAGCCUGAGGAAGAGUCAAACAUCUUCCUCGUGGAUGAGCGUUCUGGUCACGAUUACCACCAUCCACGACGCUGGCAGUUUCAUUUUGCACUCUGUCUCCUACUCGGUAUAUUGUGUGAUAGCAGAAGGAGUUCUAACUUCCUCCUUUUGUAGAAAUCGUUGAAGAUUGAUUCUUCUGUCUGAAAGUAAAUAAUUCCUCACAAACAGAAGGACAGGUCGUGUACCAUUUACAAGCGCAGUGGAUCAUCAUUCUGCACUACCAGAACUUUUCUAACAUUAACAUUAACGCUAAGAUCCAGAAUCAAUGCAAUAACAUGUUCUACUGAUUUGCCAAGCUGUGGCUUUUAAAUUACUGUAAGGUAAAAAAAAACAAAAAAAAAACUUGACCGGUGGAUCUCGGUUAUGUAUCGCCUCAAAAAAAAAAAAACUCUCUCUCUGCUUCUCUGUUUUUAUUUUAUCCUUCAUCGGAGGACAAAAAAAUCUCGUCUUGUGCCGUCUUCGGUGGAUUCCCAUGUUCCCGUGUGCUCCUUUAUCUGUUAAAUCAAGCAUCCUCUAACUCUUUAAUGACCGAUCGAAAGACAUCGCAGGCGCUCAACCGGAAAUGUUUCAGCACCGGAAAUUUAAUAAAGCAUUUUUUUUUCUUCCUUUAAUUCUACGUAGCAUCGAUGCUACUCAUUCCUGGUCGAAUUUUUCCUUUUCGUUUCUUUUUAUUAUUUUGUUUAUCUUGGUGACUGUGAUGUGUUUGAAAAAAAUGUGAUUGCAGUGUCUGAACAGUUGUAGUGUUUGUUUGUUUGUUUGUUUGUUUGUUUGUUUGUUUGUUUUUCAUCCCAUUCGAGAGAAGACGUCGACACUCGACCGAGUCUUGAGUAUCCAGCUGGUCAUGGUGUCGUUGUGGAAUUAAGUAAUUAUUUUGGGUAAAUGAAAUGAAUGAAGCGAUGGAAAGAAAUAAGAAAUGAAUAGAAAAAAAAAUGCCUUCUAGUUUUCUAGCUCCAUUGUAUAAAAUACAAAGUGACCGCUUCGACCCUGUGGAAAAUGUCACUUGUAUCUGUGUCAAAUGUUACCGUGUUCAGUGUCUGUAUUUCUGUGUAAUUAAGUGACCAAUGAGUCGAUCGAUCAUGUGCUCAGAAUGCUGUAACGGUACGCUUAACUGUUCAUCUUUGUGUCAAUUCCAUUCCUCUGAUUUUAACCAAUCACAAGCCUGGAUUUCUUACGUUCCCGGCGCAGAUACGAUCUGCGCUCGAUAAUUAGUCGAAGCCGUUUGGCUUUUAUCCCAAACGUAAAGGGUAAUUACAGCCGUAAUUGCAGCCCUUGCGUGAUUGCUUCCUCGCUCGGCUACCAGUCGGUUUAAUUAGCUAGGGAUAAGAAGGUAAGGAAUAAAUCCGAAACGGUAUUGAGGAUUGAUCAGAAACGUGGUUUAGAAGGAGAUAAUUGCGCACAAGCUCUUGGUUAUUAAAGGCAACCACCGCUUACUGAGAAUGGUUUGAUCGUCUAUAAA
This is a messenger RNA of Tachysurus fulvidraco (yellow catfish), 2998 nucleotides long. RefSeq names its product dehydrogenase/reductase (SDR family) X-linked (gene dhrsx). Gene Ontology annotation, molecular function: oxidoreductase activity. Bases 687 to 1511 code for a protein of 274 amino acids. The transcript is spliced from 7 exons. Lineage: Eukaryota; Metazoa; Chordata; Actinopteri; Siluriformes; Bagridae. The record is from RefSeq and is a predicted model, not a curated record.